Onthophagus taurus is the source of this 5731-nucleotide messenger RNA. It is a transcript of the gene Taf1, whose product is annotated as TATA-box binding protein associated factor 1. The record is from RefSeq and is a predicted model, not a curated record. NCBI's taxonomy places the organism in Eukaryota, Metazoa, Arthropoda, Insecta, Coleoptera, Scarabaeidae. Gene Ontology annotation, cellular component: transcription factor TFIID complex. Gene Ontology annotation, molecular function: histone acetyltransferase activity; DNA binding; TBP-class protein binding. Gene Ontology annotation, biological process: RNA polymerase II preinitiation complex assembly; DNA-templated transcription initiation; transcription by RNA polymerase II.
GAUGGUUGUCGAUGUUUACAUUUCAACUGUCAACCACUGUCAACAAUGUUUUAAUAUGAUCUUAGCUAAGGUUUUUUGUUGAGUUUUGAAGAACAAUUAUUAUAAUUUAGGCGCAAUGGGCGACAGCGACGAUGAAAAUGAUGGCCAGGAUGAAGGAGUUAACCUUACUGGGUUUCUCUUUGGAUAUAUCGACGAAUCUGGCGAGUUGGACAGCGAUGUUUUCGAUUAUGAUACUCGUAAACAAUUAGCUUCACUCGGAAAGUUAGGAUUAGGUUCGAUGUUAAAAGAAAUGAUUGAUGAAAAAGAUGAUAUGGAUAGUGAUGUUGAAUCAAAUAAUAAAUAUGAUGAUGAUAAUUUUUCUCACGAUGAUGAAGUAAAGAAGUUAGAUUUAGCUAUAGAUUACUCAGAUAUCAAUGAAUUAGCUGAAGAUGAAGGUGGACCCUUAAUCAAAAUUGAAGAUUACGAUGGAGAUGAUGAAAAAAUGGCUGAUGACAAAGAAUUAAUGCCUCCGCCACCAUUACCCAUUAAAAUGGAAUCAACAAAUGGUGAUUAUAGAUUGUUGACAGAAAAUGACUCGAAGAAAAAGUUAGAAACCCCAUUAGCUGCUAUGUUACCAUCAAAAUAUGCAAACGUUGAUGUCACUGAAUUAUUCCCCGACUUUAGACAUGGGCAAGUUUUAAGAUUUUCAAGAGUGUUUGGUCCUGGAAAACCUAGCAGUUUACCAAACAUUUGGCGCAAUGUUAAGAAAAAGAAGAAAAAAAGGAGAGCCAAAGAAGGUAGUACUGGUGGGCAAGAAUCUGAUUCUUCAACUGAAGAAGAUAAACCAAAAAAUAGAGGAUGGCACUUUGAUUAUGCCCAAGUGACACCUGAACAAUGCAAAAGUGAUGAUGAAGAAAAGUUUUUAAAACCUAUCGAAGCAUCUUCAGCUGAAAAUAAACAGGAAGCAUUGGCUAAAGAUGAUACAGGGCCUAAAGCUGCUGAUUGGAGAUUCGGUCCUGCUCAGAUUUGGUAUGAUAUGUUGGAGGUUCCUGAAAGUGGAGAUGGAUUUAAUUAUGGAUUUAAAUUAAAAGAUUCUCAAGUUGAAAAGAAUCCUCCAGAACCUGUUGAAGCAGAACCAUUUCCUGAUGAUGCAUUUUUAAUGGUAACACAGUUGCAUUGGGAAGAUGAUGUUGUUUGGGAUGGAAAUGAAAUUAAAAUGAAAGUUCUCCAGAAAUUAAAUUCAAAAAGUAAUGCAGCUGGUUGGGUUCCAAGUAGUGGAAAUAGGACUGCACAGGCAUUUAGUCAACCAGGUAAAGGUGGUGCUAUUCCAGGAAGUACUGUCAGAGUACCUCCAAUUCCUGCUCCACCUUUACCAGGUGCCAAACCUUCAAAAUCGCAGUCAUUACUUCCUAAUAAACAAAGACAAGAACAGGAACAAGAUGAUACAUGGUACUCAAUUUUCCCUGUAGAAAAUGAAGAUUUAGUUUAUGGGAGAUGGGAAAACGACGUUAUUUGGGAUGCGGAAAACAUGAAUCAAAUCCCAAAACCAUCAAUAUUAACUUUAGAUCCUAAUGAUGAAAACAUAAUUUUAGGAAUUCCUGAUGAUAUAGAUCCAUCAAAACAAAUUGCAGGUCAACCAACACCUGUUAAAGUUAAAAUUCCGCAUCCUCACGUCAAAAAAUCGAAAAUUCUGCUGGGAAAAGCUGGAGUAAUUAAUGUUUUACAAGAGGAUACUCCUCCACCUGCACCAAAGUCUCCAGAUAGAGAUCCUUUUAAUAUUUCGAAUGAUAUAUAUUACAUGCCAAAAUCAUCAGAAACCACAUUACGAUUAAAAGUUGGAGGUGGAAAUCUUAUUCAACACUCAACACCUGUUGUUGAAUUAAGAACACCGUUUAUACAAACUCAUAUGGGCCCAAUGCGUUUAAGAAAUUUCCAUCGCCCACCCAUGAAGAGGUUUUCACAUGGACCUUUGGCUUCACCUGGUCCGCAUCCAGUUAAUCCUUUAUUAAAACAUAUUAAGAAGAAAGCUAAGCAACGAGAAGCUGAAAGAUUAGCAUCUGGUGGUGGUGAUGUAUUUUUCAUGCGCACAGCUGAUGAUUUAACAGGGCGUGAUGGAGAUUUAAUUCUAGUGGAGUUUUGUGAGGAGCAUCCACCACUUAUUAAUCAAGUGGGAAUGUGCUCAAAAAUAAAAAAUUAUUACAAAAGAAAAGCUGGAAAAGAUACUGGACCACCUACAUAUAAAUAUGGUGAAACUGCUUAUGCUCAUACAUCCCCAUUUUUGGGAAUUUUGUAUCCUGGACAAAGUAUCCAAGCGGUUGAAAAUAAUAUGUAUAGAGCUCCAAUUUAUGAACAUAAAAUCCCAGAAACAGAUUUCUUAAUAAUAAGAACAAGACAACAAUAUUACAUAAGAGAAAUUGAUGCUCUUUAUUGUGCUGGCCAAGAAUGUCCAUUGUAUGAAGUACCAGGUCCCAAUUCGAAAAGGGCCAACAAUUUUAUACGAGAUUUCCUACAGGUAUUUAUAUACAGGUUAUUUUGGAAAAGCAGAGAUAACCCGCGUCGUAUAAAAAUGGACGAUAUCAAAAAGGCGUUCCCCUCGCAUUCCGAAAGCAGCAUAAGGAAACGUUUGAAAUUGUGCGCUGAUUUUAAAAGAACUGGUAUGGAUUCGAACUGGUGGGUGAUCAAACCCGAAUUUCGACUUCCAACCGAAGAGGAAAUUCGAGCGAUGGUCUCGCCCGAGCAAUGUUGUUCGUUCUUUAGUAUGGUAGCCGCCGAACAACGAUUAAAAGAUGCCGGAUACGGCGAAAAAUUUUUGUUCACACCCGCAGAAGACGACGACGAAGAAAUGCAACUCAAAAUGGAUGACGAAGUCAAAGUAGCACCUUGGAACACUACAAGGGCUUACAUUCAAGCAAUGAAAGGAAAAUGUUUAUUACAAUUAACUGGCCCUGCUGAUCCUACAGGAUGUGGCGAAGGAUUCAGUUACGUUAGAGUUCCAAAUAAGCCAACACAAAGCAAAGAAGAGCAGGAAUCCCAACCAAAAAGAACCGUAACUGGAACAGACGCUGAUUUAAGAAGACUCUCAUUAAAUAACGCCAAAGCUUUAUUAAGAAAAUUUGGAGUUCCCGAAGAAGAAAUUAAAAAAUUAUCUAGAUGGGAAGUUAUUGAUGUCGUUAGAACAUUAUCAACAGAAAAAGCUAAAGCAGGCGAAGAAGGAAUGGAUAAAUUUUCAAGAGGAAACCGAUUUUCGAUCGCUGAACACCAAGAAAGAUACAAAGAGGAAUGUCAAAGAAUAUUCGACUUGCAAAAUAGGGUUUUGGCAAGCGCGGAAGUUUUGAGUACUGAUGAAGGUGAAAGCUCUGAGGAAGAUAGCGAUGAAGAUAUCGAAGAAAUGGGAAAGAAUAUUGAGAAUAUGUUGGCUAAUAAAAAAACAAGUACUCAAUUAUCACGUGAAAGAGAAGAACAAGAACGACAAGAGCUUAAAAAAAUGAUUAUGGAAAGUGGUGAUGACAAAAAAGGCAAAGAUAAAAAGAUAAAAGAGGAAGAUGAUAACCCAGAUAACGUAAAUUACGCUCAACAAGGUCGUGUAUUAAAAAUUAUAAGAACCUUCCGAGAUCCAGAGGGAAAAGAAUACACCCGUGCUGAAUACGUUAGAAAAGCAGCUGUAAUCGACGCGUACGUAAAAAUAAGAACAACUAAAGACGAUCAAUUCAUCCGACAAUUUGCGACAUUGGAUGAAGCCCAAAAAGAAGAAAUGAAACGGGAAAAACGUCGUAUUCAAGAACAACUUAGAAGGAUUAAAAGAAACCAAGAAAGGGAACGUUUGGCUUUAGGUGGUAGUCAUAGUACGAAUUCUAAUUCUCUUGGAAGUAGAGAGCAAUUAGAUAUAAAACCCAUCACUUUAGAAGGUCCGUCUACACCACAUCCUACACCAAGUACAAGUAAACCUUUAUUAUCGCCACCGAAAUCUCGUCGAAAAACAAAAUUAAAACCAGAUUUAAAAUUAAAAUGCGGCGCUUGCGGUAAUGUUGGUCACAUGAGAACUAAUAAAGCGUGUCCUUUGUAUCAAAACAGCGGAUCCACGAUUCCAUUAAAUGUAGCUAUGACGGAAGAGCAAGAAGAAGAAAUUGAAAAGCAAUUAAAUACUGACGAUGAAGAUUUAGUUAAUGUUGAUGGGACGAAAGUUAAGUUAUCCGGUAAAGUUCUUAAGCAUGCUGAAGAAAUAAAAAGAAAAACAUUAUUACUAAAGGUGCCAAAAGAUGCAAUGGGAAAUAGAAAAAAACGUCGAGCAACAUCGGACCUUCAUUGUGAUUAUUUAAAACGUCAUAAUAGGCCAGCUAAUAGAAGACGAACGGAUCCUGUUGUUGUUUUAUCAACAAUUUUAGAAAGUAUACUAAAUGAAUUAAGAGAUAUGCCUGAUGUUCAACCAUUUUUAUUCCCUGUUAAUCCAAAAUUAGUAAUGGAUUAUUAUAGAAUAAUACAUAGACCCAUGGACCUUCAAACUAUAAGAGAAAAUCUUCGCCAGAAAAAAUAUCAAAGUCGCGAAGAAUUUUUAGCAGACGUUAAUCAAAUCUUGGAAAAUUCUACUUUGUAUAACGGUGUAAAAAGCAGUUUAACAAUGGCCGCGCAAAGAAUGUUAGAUAAAUGCGUGGAACGUUUAGCUGAGAAAGAAGAUCGUCUGAUGCGACUCGAGAAAGCUAUCAAUCCUUUACUAGACGAUGACGAUCAAGUCGCUUUAACGUUUAUAUUAGAUAAUGUAAUCAACACUAAACUAAAAACGAUGCAAGAAUCGUGGCCAUUCUUGAAACCGGUUAAUAAAAAAUUAGUAAAGGAUUAUUACAACAUAAUAAAAAGACCAAUGGAUUUGGAUACAAUUGCGAAAAAAGUUGCAACCCACAAAUAUCAUAAUCGACACGAAUUUUUAGUUGAUGUUCAACAAAUUCUUGAAAAUUGUACUUUGUAUAAUGGAAAAGAUUCGCCGUUUACACAAAAAGCAGAGUUAUUGGUUAAAGUUUGUAAGGUUACAUUAGAUGAGUAUGAUGAACAUCUCACCCAAUUAGAGAACAAGGUCUCUUUAGCUCAAGAAAGAAUAUUACAAGAUGAUGAUCAAACGUGGAUGGGGGGAGAUGAAGAAAAUUACACUAUAGCUGAACCAGAUCGAGCAAGUCAAACAAGUUCUCCAGAUUUACAUAAACUUCAUUCAGAAGAUAUGGAAUAUGUUGAUGUUGAAGGUGCCGCAAUCGAUGAUCCAGACAGUUUACAACCGAAAAUUCGUAAAGGACGUGGUAGACCUAAGAAGAAAACGGCAGCAACCCUUGAAGAAGAUUUACAAUUUUCAAGUGAAGAAGAAUUAGAUGAAGUUCCAUUAACUGAAUUUGAAGAUACUAAAGCGGGAAUUUUAAUUGAUGCGGAAAUGCCGGGUGCUGAUGAUGACAGUCAACAAGCUGCUGAAGCUAUGGUGCAAUUGGGUACAAUGGGUUAUUACCAUCAAACUGAUGGAGAUGGUGAAACUGAGGCUCUAAUCUAUAAAGAAGAAAGUCUUGAUGUUGAUCCAAAUUACGAUCCAUCAGACUUUUUAAUGGCGGGAUUACCACAACAUCGUCAAUUAGAACCAAUUAAAGAAUCUACUUCUGAUCCGGUCUAUUUAACAAUUAAAGAUGAUUUAGCUGUUAGCGAAAGCGAUGAAGAUUUAACCAACUUAAAUUCAUCACAGCCAAUACAGGAAGAUGAUGACGUUGGGGAUGUUUGGUUUUAA